GAUUAAUCGUAUUUGUUUUGUUUACAAUUACAAAUGUGUAAUAAUAUUAGUAUAGUAUACUAUUUACUACUGUUUAAUAUUUAAGUUUUUAUUUUAUUAAAUCAACGUUAUUAUUACGAACAAUAUUAGACUAUAAUAUUCAAUAAACUUUUAGUUGAAUCAGUCGUAAUAACUUUAAAUUAAUGUUUAUGUAAAUAAAUUCAAUACAGAUUUUAUAUAAUUGUUAUAGAUAGUAGGCAUAUACUUAAAGCAUUCAAACUGGCGUCUUUCGAUGAAAAUAAUGAAUUUGAAAGCAAGAAACGAAAAAAGCAUAAAAAAGAUAAAUACGAAGAUAAGGAGAAGUCUGGCGGCUUGAAAUUGAUAUUAAAAGUUGGCAGUGGAAGUUGUUUGCCUGCUGAUGAAAUAGUUAGUAAUACUAAUGGUAAUCAUGAAACUAAUGAUUAUUUAUCUAAAUCACAUAAGAAGAAAAAGAAGAAACACAAGCAUCAUAAAGAGAAGAAAAAAAGAACGCGAGAUGAUAUCACAAUUCAUGAAGAAAUAAGUUUAGGCGAGGAGACUUUAGCAGAAGCUCCAAUGUCAAAACGGCCUACAAAUUUUGAAAACAACAGUAGGGUCACAGCAAACUCUACUGAGCCUCAAAAUGGUGAAUGGAAAUCGGAAGAAACAAGCAACGCAAAUGAAAAUCGGCAAACUUUGCAACAAUUAUUAACACAUUUGCUUAGAGCUUUGGAACGCAGAGAUCCUCAGCAAUUAUUUGCAUGGCCCGUUACAGAUCGUAUUGCUCCUAAUUAUUCUCGUCUUAUAUCUAAGCCAAUGGACUUUGAAACAAUUCGCCGAAGCAUUCAGAGUGACCUUUAUACUAGUUUGAAUGCAUUUGUUGCAGAUUUUAAAUUGAUGUGUGAAAAUGCCAUGACAUAUAAUCAACCAGAAACGAUUUAUUAUAAAGCAGCUAAACGACUUCUUCAUGCUGGUUUAAAAUUAACAGGCCCAGAAAAAUUGAAAACCCUGUUAUCUGCAUUACCUGGAAUGGCUAAUAUACCUCCAUCACAGCUGGGCUUUGACAUUAACCAAGAAUAUCACGGAGAUACUUCGAACGAUACAAUUAUUGAAAAUAUUGAACGAUCUUCUGAACGUUUGCAUGAUAAUGACCUAUUAAAUCAGCGAAAAAUUAUAUCUAAAUUUGAGGCAAUACCUGAUAAUUUGACACCAGAUGAAAUUCUUAAACAAGCACAAAAUGCUGCAAAAGCGGCUUCUGAAAAAUUGGCUACAAAAAAUACCAAGAUGGGAUUCUUAAAACAACAAAACAAUGGAUCCACAUCACUAUCAAUUUUAGUGCCAAAUGAUGGAAUCAACCCUGAAACAGGUGAAAGGCCUGUUCUCUUGGGAUCAUUAAUUGGAAAACUAAGUCAUGGGGUAGGAUCAAUUCCAGGUUUCCGCGAAGACAGGCGUAACAUGGUUAAAACUGUUAAACCAUUAUAUUAUGGCGCAUUUGGUUCGUAUGCUCCAACAUAUGAUUCAACUUUUGCCAAUUUAACAAAAGACGAAUCAGAUUUAGUUUUGAGAACUUAUGGCGAUGAAGCAUCUGCACAAUAUGCAGAAAGCAUUUUAAAUUUUACAAAAGACUCAGAUUAUGCUAUGACUAUGGCAGAUAAUUUGCUUGAUUUAAUGACUGGUGGUGAUCAUCGUAAAACAAAGCGUGUAUUAGAUGAGCGAAAAAAGCAACAGAUUGUUUUAGAUGAUAGCAAGAAAUCAAUUAGUCAGUUACAUCAGCCUUCAUCAUGUCAACCCUUAACAACUUCACUAAUUAAUACUGGAGGUUCAACUACUACUACUGCAAAUCAAACUAAAUCUGCUCCGAUACAAAUCGAUCAGCUAAAAUCAUUAUCAGAACUUGGAAUUGACACAAAAUUUAUAGAUUAUUAUCAAGAACAAAGUGUAUUUCAAGAUAGAUUGGAUCAUGUUGGUGGGUUGUUGGGACGUUUACAAAACGUACAAAAUCAACGACUAAGUGCUCCUCUUCCUCAACAUCUUUCACAAAUAGCACAUCCAUCACCGCAGGAAAUUCAAUUAGCGGAUAAAAUAACUGAAUCCCUUGCUGAAAAUUUAAAAAGAGUCCCACCUUCAGCCGUGAUGUCUGUCACUGGUGUUCGUAAAGCAAUGGGUAUCGCACAAAUAUCCCAUUUGGAGUUAAAUCAAAAUAACUGUCAUCCCCCAAAUUUAGUAAAUCAUGGAUCAUCUCAUCAACAGACACAGGUAUCAUUAAUGGGAGAUGGAAUACAAGACCGUGUGGAAGGUGUUGAAGGUACUGUGUCCGGUGUUGAUUUAGAAUCUGAAUUAAGAGAAUUUCUUGAGAGUGAUCCUACUCUAACUAGUUUUCCAUUGCAUGAUGAAAAUGAUCGAACAAUUGAAGAGAUAUUAUCUGAAUCAUAAUUCUGUAAUUAUAUGAAUUAUUGGUGUUUUUUUUUUUAUAUUAAUAUUAAAUUGUAACAAGAUGUUGAACUUUUAAAAUUUGUAUGAGAAAUUAAUGAAAAUAAAUUUUGUAACUUGUAAGUGUAGUUAUUAUGUGCAGUUAGUUUUUAACUAACACUUGUAUUAAAUUCUGCAAUUUAAGUAAAUAUUUUUUGAAUUUGUAUCUUUAAAAUGCAUAUAUUACAUUUCCUGAAUUUUCAA
Myzus persicae (green peach aphid) is the source of this 2670-nucleotide messenger RNA. It is a transcript of the gene Brd7-9, whose product is annotated as bromodomain-containing protein 7. Gene Ontology annotation, biological process: regulation of transcription by RNA polymerase II. Gene Ontology annotation, cellular component: nucleus. The transcript is spliced from 11 exons. NCBI's taxonomy places the organism in Eukaryota, Metazoa, Arthropoda, Insecta, Hemiptera, Aphididae. The coding region runs from base 574 to 2430 and encodes 618 amino acids. The record is from RefSeq and is a predicted model, not a curated record.